CAACAAUCUGUCUGCGGCGCGCAGAUGUGAUGUCACUAGGCCAACGAUAUUUCGUAUCUGUUGCUGAGAUCUUGGUUAUGUUGAUUAAAUUGCAUUGGCGUCUGGUUCAAUGGCGGCAGAACAUGAUUCGAAUAGCAGGCUUGGGAGGUGCGAAGUUUGUGACUCUCAGGAUGCCAAAUAUACGUGCCCGGCGUGUGAAGUUAAGACUUGUUGUUUGAAAUGUGUCAAUAUACAUAAGAAGGAAUUGAAUUGUAAUGGAGUAAGAAACAGAGUUGAUUAUAAACCACUUUCAAAAUUCAACAACAUGGAUCUUCAAAGCGAUUAUAUGCUUUUAGAAGAAAUGACAAGAUCAGUUGAAACAUUUUCAAGAGACCCAACAAAACGGUUUACACGCUUGGCCACAGAAUUGCCUCCGCACCUUUUUAAACUUCGAGCUGCAGCCACCAGGAGGGGUACUCAUCUCUGUUUCUUGCCUCAGUGUUUUACGCGACAUAAGGAAAACACUACAUUUUUUAAUUGGAAAACACAACUAAUAAAAUGGAGAAUAGACUGGAUAUUUCCUGAGUGUGAUAAUUUGAAAAUAUCAUCAGACCAGUGCCUUGAGACUGAACUUCUGUCACACUUCACUCGUAGCUUCUUGGUACGUGACAACACUCCACUGUCAGAUCAACAGAAACUGCAGUCUUAUUAUGCAAUAGGACUUCCAGGGCUGUUGUUACUUCUAAAGGCAGAGCUGUGUCGUAAGAAGGAAACACAGUUCUUUGAACUUGACCCGCAUGAAAGUUUGAGAGAAAAUUUGAAGGGGAAGACUGUUAUUGAGUAUCCAACAAUAUACGUUGUGAAGAGGCACAACAAACACAUGUUCAACAUUGUGGAUGUAGAGGAAGAAAGCGAGAUAGAAGCUGAAGAUGACCCGUACGAUACCAGUGGGAAAAAAGCUUUCUUGACCAUAAGGAAGAGGCAUGCAGAAUUACGAAAUAAGAAUAAAAGCCUGUUACUUUCUUAUUCUGAUCAAUCAUCAUCUGAAAAUGAGAGUGAAGAACCAAUAGAGAAGAAAUCUCAUUAUGAUAAGCCAGUUAUUCGACAUUGUACAGAAAAUUGUAGGUGAAAUUAUUCUUUUUGAAGCAAAUACCAAAAUUAAAAGUGGAGUAAAUACAGAUAUCAGUGGAUUGUGCCCCAGUGAAGAUACGAUCUAAUUAAUGUUAUUCAUUGCUCGGUAUGAAAUAUGUUUGUUAUCUGUAUGUCUUUUGUGUAGUUUUUCCUUGUAUUAAUAAGUUUUUAUUUUUGUUAAUUCAAGCAUGUAAAUAAAUAUUUCACAUUACAACUUGAUAGUUUGCUUAGUGCAAACUACCAAGUCUGCCUUGAAGAAGCUGUACUUGCAGUCACAUGUGAUUAUCUGUAGUCCUGGUCAUUUUAUGUAAACACACUUCACAUAUUUGUUUCUGUUAAGAUAGUGAACUGUCAAAAGAUAAUCAUUCCUAUUGCAUGCUGCAUCCUAUGCUCUCCUCUUAAGAAGUUAAUGAAGUCUACACUCUUAAAAUCAGCAGGCUAAAUACAGGUACACUGUUUUUAGUACCACAGUCCAAAGAAGUUUUAAUGAGACGGUGUAAGCAGACAGGUAACAUCUAAUUAUUUAUCCCCCCUCAAUAACUUUACAUAGCUUGUAAAAUUAACUAAAAUAACACAGAAAUAAUCUUGUCAAAUAGUUUGGCACAUUUCUUGUUAGUGUGUUUUUGACAAGUGAUUUGCAGUAAGUAAUGUCGUGCUCAUCUGUUAAUUGCUGUAAUGGAGUCUUUUGAUAGUGUGUGAAGAAAAAAAAAAUCUGCAAUGAAAUUUGAUUGGUAAAAAAACUGUUCAUAAGCAGCAGCAUGAGAAGAUGCAUAUAAAGGUUAAAGAAAUGUGCAUGAGUCUGGCAGAAGGGUUGAAGGGGGAAAUAAGAGGGAUGAAAGCAAAGGGAUGUUUCCAGAAUGAGAUUUUCACUAUGCAGCAGAGU
Molecule: messenger RNA, 1993 nt
Organism: Schistocerca cancellata (South American locust)
Lineage: Eukaryota; Metazoa; Arthropoda; Insecta; Orthoptera; Acrididae
Product: box C/D snoRNA protein 1
Exons: 6
Coding region: 110-1108 (332 amino acids)
Biological process (GO): snoRNA localization; box C/D snoRNP assembly; maturation of LSU-rRNA from tricistronic rRNA transcript (SSU-rRNA, 5.8S rRNA, LSU-rRNA)
Cellular component (GO): pre-snoRNP complex; nucleus
Source: RefSeq, a predicted model, not a curated record